This is a messenger RNA of Alligator mississippiensis (American alligator), 11616 nucleotides long. It is a transcript of the gene RNF130, whose product is annotated as ring finger protein 130. The transcript has 8 exons. Bases 129 to 1382 code for a protein of 417 amino acids. Lineage: Eukaryota; Metazoa; Chordata; Crocodylia; Alligatoridae. The record is from RefSeq and is a predicted model, not a curated record.
GGGAGCCCGCGAGACGCUGCCGCCCCCGUGGAGAGGAGCGAGGCGCUGCGCAGCGCAGCGCGGGGCGGCCAUGGGGCGCUGAGGCGAGGCGAGGCGGAGGGAUGUGAGCCCCGCGCCGCGGCGCCACCAUGAGCCCGCGGCGCGCCCGCUGCCCCGCGCCGCUCUGGGUGCUGCUGCCCUGGUGCGCGGCGCUGGCGGGCGCCGACAACGCGAGCCAGGCGUACUACACGGCGCUGCUCAACGUCACGGUGCUCAGCCCCGAGCGCGGCGGCCCCGCGCUGCUGCGCCUCGACCGCGGCCGCUACGGCCAGGACUCGCCCAAGGUGGAGGUCAGGGGCCUGCUCGUGGCCCCCGGGCCCAUCAACGGAGUUGCAGAUCGUUUGGGCUGUGAUCCACGAACUCGUUUCAACGUUCCACCAAACACCAAGCAGUGGAUUGCCUUGCUGCAACGAGGAAAUUGUACUUUUAGAGAGAAAAUAUUGCGAGCAGCUUCACACAAUGCCACAGCGGUGGUCAUUUACAACAAUGUGUCCAGUGAAGAGCCUGUUACUAUGACCCAUCAAGGAACUGGGGACAUUGUUGCUGUGAUGAUUACAGAGUCAAAGGUGAAGGAGAUCCUGAAUUACUUGGAGAAGAACAUUUCUGUCUUAAUGGCAAUAGCAGUCGGCGCUCGCGUUCCUCCAAAGAAUUUCAGUCGUGGCUCUCUGGUCUUUGUGUCAAUAUCAUUCAUCGUUUUGAUGAUCAUUUCUUCAGCAUGGUUAAUAUUUUACUUCAUCCAAAAGAUUAGGUACACAAGUGCACGUGACAGGAACCAGCGUCGCCUUGGAGAUGCCGCUAAGAAAGCCAUCGGCAAACUGGCAACCAGGACAGUAAAGAAGGGCGAUAAGGAAACAGACCCAGACUUUGAUCAUUGUGCUGUCUGCAUUGAGAGUUACAAGCAGAACGAUGUUGUCCGCAUUCUGCCAUGCAAGCAUGUUUUCCACAAAGCCUGUGUGGAUCCUUGGCUAAGUGAGCACUGUACCUGUCCCAUGUGUAAACUGAACAUUUUGAAGGCACUGGGAAUUGUGCCAAAUGUGCCGUGCACAGAUAACGUAGCUUUUGACAUGGAAAGGCUCACCCGAGGCCAGCCACCCAACAGACGAUCAGCACUUGGUGAUUUUGCCAAUGACAGUUCGCUCAGCCUUGAGCCUUUGCGCACAUCUGGCAUGUCACAGCUUCCACAGGAUGGGGAACUGACCCCACGGUCAGGGGAGAUCAACAUUGCUGUAACAAGUGGCCACUUCUUUCACCGCAAUUCUCUCUCUCCUCGAAGCCUGGUCUAUGAGAGUGAAUUCUCAACGAUUGAGCCAGUCUUGGACAUAUACGAUGAGAACAAAACUUGAAAGGAAUCCAUGUUGGGUGUUGGUUACUCUUCCUUUCUCCAUUUCCCACUGCUAUUGUUGUGUACUCUUCCCAUGGGUGUCCUUUGUCUGAAGAGGAGCUGCUUUUUCCAGAACAUGAGCCCCGCUUCCAGGUUACAAAGAUGAAGCUCAACUGAGGUGGUUUCUGAAGAUGUCUCCUCUGAGAUGAUAAGGUGCACGUACUGGAUCGGCCAGUGAAAAUCGCUGAGUUAAAGUGCAGUUAGAUGCAUUCAUCCAGCCAUGUCUGUCCAGAAAAGGCUUUGCCCUAAUCCUGAGCGUUGAGUUCUGUACUGAAGAUGCGUCUCAACCAGGCGCGUGCCAUUCCCAUUUUUUAGUUGUUCAGAUAUUUGCUGGACUGUAUCAGACAUGGGACUGGGGGGAGGAGAGGAUUGCAAGUUACUGGUAAAAGCACUCCCAUUUCUCUUCAUCCUCUCCAUUAACUCAUUGUGAAAUGUUCCCUUUCUUAAAGGGACUGAUAUAAGUGCAUUGACUUUCUAACUAUCCAUUUAACUCUGAGCAAUGGCAAAACAGGCUGGCAUUAAUGCUAUGGAAGAAACUACAACCGCAGUUUUCAGAAAAAGAUUGCAAUAACCGAUUCUUCAAUUUUGGUUCCUGUUGAAGUUGGGCAAAAGUUGCCUGUGCAGAAUGCAACUGUAGCCUCUCCCAGGCCACCUGUCAAGUAACUCUCUUGAAUGCAGGGGUGGUGAUAAUGCUCUUUGGACCAGCAUUUGAAUUUUCUUCAAAGCAUUAGACUUCUGGAGAACUGCACGGGAGUCUCGAUUGCUAUCCUUUUGGUUUUUAAAAAAUCCACCAAUUUUUUUCACUGAGAUUUUUUGAAAGCCAACAUGUUGGCAUUAUACAGAGAAAAAGGCUUAAGCAUUUUAUCCUGUUCUCUCACUGCAGCCGUUAAGUAACAAACUCCUUAAAGCUAUGCCUGUUCCUGCUGACAUCAAUAAUGUGAAUGCAGAAAGCAGAAGAAUCAAGAAAAGCAGCAACUGCUUUUACACUUGGCAGGGAAAAUCAAUGUUUUUUACCAGUGUGACAAAAGCAGUGUAGGGAAGUGAAUGUUGUUUUCAAGCUUCUGAAAGAGUAAUGCAAAAAUGGAAAGCAAGAAGAAGAAAGGCUAGAUUUUUCUAAAAGGGUAGUUAAACGUUCCUUUUAAAGCAGAUCUGGAGAGUGAGUGAGUGCAUUAGAAGGCACCUUUUCCUACCGGACACUGCAUAGUUGUUUAAUGAAUGUUAAUAUUUUCUUCAUUGCAGUCUGAGUUACUGUAGGUGUAGAAAUGCAUUUGUGUCCUUUGUAAUGUGAAAAAAAAGCUUCACUCUAUAUAGAAAUGACUUAGAACAAAUAGCAGAGCAAAACAAGAGGUAAGAAAUGUCCUGCUAUCUUUUAAAUCUGAACACCUGCUGCUGUGGGUGGGGAAACUUGCCCUCUUGGUCCUGCAAUGAGUUGCCUCAGCCCACAUCUUCAGGUGAUGUGUGGUUGAGCUUUGACACUAAUGCAGAUGUGGAAAGAAACCAAACAACUGCUAUAAAAUGAGGAAGUGAUCCUCUUCAGCGAUCAAACUUUGACUUGACGCUGCUGCUGCUGCUGAGUCGGCUUUAUUUAAUCUGAUCGUUCUAGACUUGGUGGCACAGAGUUUAAAGAGAUUUAGCUCUUACAGCCCCUUGUUUACAUUUGCCAAAUAAAUGUUAUUGUAUUCAAGUAAUCCUAGAAACUUUUUUGUAAAACCAAACUUUGUAAGAAGCACAGUUUUAAUGCUAAGCUCUCCCACAAGGCAUGGAGAAUGCAGAACUGAAGGCUGGGAGAGGGAGGAAGCUAGUCCUGUUCCCCAAAGUAAUAACAAACCAACCAUCAGCAUUUGUUGUUCCUCUUUUAAAUCUGGAACAUCAGGCAGAAAUUGGCCCCGUUUAAAGUCCUGAAGCUGGUCGCUCAAGCUAGACCUCUUUGACCUAAGUGGUUUAUGAAGUCCAACAUCAAGUUUGGGUGCAGUAGGAGCCUGACUGGAUUUCACUUGUGUUCAUGAUUGUAUAUGAUACCUACAGGCAGAUCCAUAAGAACAGUGAACUUUCCCAAAUCAGGCAAAUGCACCAAAGUAAAAUCCCUGCCUUUCAAGGACAGAGGGAGUUCUUCUAGAGCUUGUAAUAGUAAGGUGAAGUAGUCAGAUUACACUCUUAGUUACCUAAUGCUCCAUAUAAGCCUCUGAGGUUUUGCCUGUUCUGCUGAUCCAGCCCCUGGCUGCAGUCUGCAAGCAAAUUUGCUGUGAACUGUGAUUUGCACUAGUGCAAUUUACUCCAGUUUUAUGCAGCGUUACAAUGCACUGUGCAAAUCCUAGCUUACAGCAGUUUUGUCGGUCUAAUGUAGGCAUUUGCCCCAGUGCAGCUCUGUCGGUGGCUGGCCACGGUGAGCUGUAACCAGGGCAGUUUUCCCCGUUGGUAGACAAAAAAGCCCGAGCAGCAUUUGGUGAGGUGCAGUCUCUCCCUAGCUUUGAACAAUGUUGUUUCCUAUCUUAGCUUUAAAACCCAUUGCCCAAGUGAGCAGCGAAAACGAGAGACAAAACCAAUCAAUAUUCCCAGGGAACUGGCUUUUGGAAAGUGAUAUUUAUCCUCUUAGGCCGGUGAUCACUUACUCUGAAUGCCAUGAGCUUGUCAAUUGCUGCUGUCUUCUGUGAAGUCAGUUUUCUUGCGCCGCUUCAAUGGAUUAGUUGAAACUUGGCACUAACUUCUGAGGUUUUAACUAAGUUGGCCAGUGUUGCCAACUCUCAUCGUAUUUAGCGAGUUUCCUAAGACUCCGGCUGCUGGCAUCGUGCAAGUCAGUGAAAAUCACUGCUUUUUUUUAAAAAUUAAGUAAGAGGUAGAUGUCCAGGUUCAGCUGUGAUAAUUUAUGCCAGCUAAUGCCUUGUGAUUGUAGGAAAGAAAAGCUGAAAAACAUGAAUCCUACAGGCACAAAAAUAAUUAAAAAAAGGAAAUAAAAUUUAACAGAAAAUGUUAUCAGUGUUGUCAGAUCUUUUAGGUUUUUUAUCCAGUCUUGUGAUCUUGUGGGACCUGACUGAUACUUUUUGAAAACCUGAACUCGACAGCCAAAUUUAAGAAUGAGCUGGUGCUGCAACGAGUCACAUGAGUGAAUUGAGGGGUGUGUUGGUCUGACGGUUAUAAUUGAUGCUCCUUCGUUUGGAAACCUCCAAGUAUUGGUGAAGCUUAAGUGCCAGCCCAAGCACUGAUCCCUGAAUGCAUGUCCUGUCAUGGUAUUCUGGGAAUCCUUUUACACCGUCACAUGAAGGAUGUGAAAGAACCAGCGUAGGCGACAUGUCUUAUUCUUCUGGGAUGUGUUCUUAGGCUUGAGGUUUCCUUUUCCAUAGUAUUUUAAAAAGAACUGGGUGCCAGCACCUCGGUGUGGCUUCCCCUGAUGUGAUGUUACACAUGGUUGAAUCACUUCAGAUGCAAAAUACUUGAUAAUCUCCCCAAACUUGCAAAGUGCCAGUCACCUGGGAAGUAAUUUUUAGACCAAAAGGAUUUAGAGACAAGCACCAAUAUUAUGGAUUUCAUGGCAGUUCCCUUUUCCUUGUACUUUUUUAAGAAAUGGCAUUUCCCUUCAGUUUUUACAAAUCUGUGAAUUUCAGGAAAGUUUUGCAUGCCCCUCUCCUCUCCCGAGACAUUUAUAAAAUCAAGAUUUGCUUGUGUUUUUAAAGGAUACUCUCCAGGUAAAGCUAGUGUAUCAGUGUGUUGUUUUGUUUUUUUUUUUACUUAUGUUACCAAUAAUAUCAUCAAUUAUUAAAACUUGAAAGCAUGUUCAAAUCUAAUUUGCCUUGCAACAGCUCUAUUUAUUUCCAUCAUUAAGCUUGGGCAAUGAAAGCAGAUUUAGGAUUUUUAACUUGGAUACUGUGGUUGUAUUGAACAAGGCUCAACUUGAGGGAGGCCCUUUAUGUCAGGUCUGCUACAACCAAUAACUGGCUCGUCAGUCCACUGCAUUUCUUCUCCGCUAUCAGAAUGUUAAUAACCGAGCACAAACUUAAAAGGAGUUGUUUAAACAACAGGUUUGAUGAAUCUUUUGCUUUUUUUAACCCAGUCCCUAAAUUGUAGGCCUAAAUUACUAGCCAGCAUUACUUUUUUGCUGCAUUCAUUAAGCCUGUGAAAUGGUUAGAAGCAGGCACUUUUCCAUAGAGCAAACACAGGAAUCAAAUAUAUAUGGAAGGGAUUCUGUAUGGGGAAAAUAUUAAGCCCUGCUAAAGGAAGUCCACAGAAUUAGGGCAUGGAUAGUCAAUCAGGACAGUGUCAUGGAGAGAGAGAGAGAGAGAGAGAGAGAGUGUGUGCAUGCGUGUGUGUGCUUCUAGAGGGGCAGGAUUUUCUAAGCAGUCUAUUGAUAGUGUCACUAAUGAGAGCUUUGUUUGAAGUGUGGUCCGUUGGUAAGACGGGGCUCCUUGAAUUGUUGCGCCUGCCAUGUGUCUUCCUUUCAAAGGGCAAAGUAGCAGUACUGGGGCAGAAGUGAGAAGUUUCUACGGCAGGUUCGAACAGCAGAUGCCUACAACUGAUUGGAAACAGCCAGUGGGAGUGAAGGGGAACUGCACCUCAUGGGAUCAGUCCUCAGAAGGCAAGUUUAUCUGCUUCAGGUUAGAGCUGUGUAAUAGUCAGCAAAAUGCUCUGGUGGUUGUUGCUGGUGAGAGAGACGUGCCAGGGCUGUACGCUUCUUCAGUAGCACACCAGCUUCCAAAGAUGUGCAGGUGCCGGGGAAGUGAAUGAAAGAAAAAACAGGCUAGCACAUUGUUAAUGGACUCCUAUUCCUUCCUGUCGCUGCUAAGACUUGCAUGAUCACACCAGUAGGUGAAGACGUAGUUGUCAGGCUAGUGCCACCACUCUAGAGAACAAGACCUUUCCAGGACAGGCUCCUUCACAUCUUAAUACCUGUCUUAACAAUCUCUCUUUCUUUUAAAGAGAUUGUCAAAGCUGUUGCACAACACCAGUACUGUAGAAUGACAUGCUCGGACUAGCUGCACUGUCUCAGCCAAAUGAAAGCCAGAACAAUUGGGUACCAGUGAAAGAAAUGACCACAGUACUUACAAACAGAUUAUGAAGCAUCUGCACUCUUCCUCUCUGUUUGAACAACAUUGGACAAGCCAACAGAAGGUUUUACUGGGAGGCUUGGUGUUCUCUCCUUUACAAAAAAGGACACAAAAUUUACUGUGAGGAGCAGGUGAUUGAGCAAGGUAACGCAAACAAUUGUAGUUCUCAUUUAAGCCAGUUCAAAAGCUUGGGAGAACAAAUGACUUUAGCCUGCAUUUUUAAUACAGAGACAGCUACUCUGACAUGCUGCAGCAGAGGCCAGGGCAGUUAAUUGUCCAGUUCACAUGUGGCCGCAGUGUGUGUUUAGGGUUAGAUUACUGCCCUGUACCGGAAAAACCUGGGCUGAAGUACAAGGGCAGCAGACCCUAGCAGAAGUUCACUUCAGGCAGCUCUGUGCAAGCUGUUUGCUGGUGCAUGGGAGCAGUUAAUGGUUAAAUUAUUACUUCUUUGUGUGUUUAGGAGUUGUGCUUUUUUUUUAAAGAAACUUAAGCAAAUCUCCAAAUCUAAGACCUUGGGUGCCAAACACCUAAUAUAUGCAAUCCAGUUGGAGUGAGGGAGGGUCUCUGCCCCUGCUGGUGUGUUUCCAGAAGGAAAGAAAAGCAGUUGGAACAGGGAGGCCGUAGAAAUUACCUUCCCACAGAAAGCUGGAACAGGACUUUCUGUUAAGUAUUCCUUAGAUGCUAAAUUCAUUUAUGCAGCCUGCCCGGAAAGUGUGGGUUAAUGCUAUUUGGUGGGGACUGAAAAAAAUGCAGCAUCCAAGUCUGAGUGUGAAACCCUGACCUUACAGGAAGCCAUAGGGUCAGCACUUGAUCUAUUCUCCAUAGACCACAAAGUCCGUUGUCUCACUGAAAGUUUUUUAGCAAACUGUGCUGAAGAGUAAGGGGAGAGGGGCGUGCACAUGCAUGUGGGUAAAAGUAUUUUCAGAGAAGAUAGCAUGCAUAAUAUUUGGGGUGGGGAAUUAGGGUGGUGCAGAGUUUAGCUCUGUACAGUGUGUUGUAUGAAGUAAUUCAGGGAAAACAUCAAAAAACUGUCCAGUACUCCCUCAUUGUGCUGUCUAGUGACUAGCAGUGAUGCUUAGGAGCUGGCUCCGGCUCCAGCAUCAGCUGCCUUUAGGAAAGUCGUAUAACCUCUGUUUAGUGGUCGUGGACCUGCAAAAAUGCUUAUGAUAUUACCUUACCUCGCAGGGCCAUCAUGAGAUUUAAUUGCUGUUUGUAAAGUACUUUGAGAUCUUGUGAUGAAAGGCUCUUGGUACAUCUAAUACCAAGUAAUAUCAAUUGACGUUGCUUUUCCUUCUGUUCUUUAAUAGCUUCUUUCAGUAGUCUGCAGUGGUCCCGUGUAUUCUUAAUCCUCCGAAAUUAAAUUUCCCCUGCCGUUCUCUGUUAAUAACUGCGUGCUUCCUUCUGUUCUGGAGAGGGUGAGGUUUCCAGAUGCCUUUAGGAAGGGCUUUGAAUUUCAGUAAGAUGUAGGUUCUUAAGGUGCUUUUGAGAAUAUGACCCUGAGCCUCCUUCCUGUGUGAUGUAGAAGGCUUUUAUGAGACAGACGCAUGUGACUAUUACAAAGAGACAGAAUAGAGUUCAUUUCCUGUGCCCAGCUAUCUGUUGUGGGUUGAGAUGACGAGAUACAUGCCUGUCACAUGGCAGCAGUCAGUAGCCACUGAUGUCAGCGGCUGUCUGUUUAAUUCCAUUCUGUGAAAUGGAAAAAAAACCCCAACAGCACAGGUGUACAUGUGAACGCACGCACACAAUAACACACCCUUAGAGUGACAUCUUGGACACAGAUCAGGCAAACGCACAACAUGCCCUCUGCAAAGGAGAGGAUCGUUCUGCUCUCUGGUGGACAUCUGUCCGCUCCUGCUGUCUGAACCUAGCAGCUUUCUCAUCACACAGCUAUUUCGUGUUCUCCUAACAAGUGCUGACUUCUUUGGCUGCCAGGGUGGGCCUGGUUCUAGUGCCCAAACCCUGCUCCUGUUGUUUCAUUGUCAGUGCCGAUGCAGGCGUGCGUUACUUCUCCUAGGGCAGGAAUAGCUAAGGUUGCCAGGUCCAGAUGGCUAGACAUUGUGCUGAGAAACCCGUCACCAUCACGGUGCGGCUGUCUUUGUUUUACCACCAACCGAGUGAAACGGUGAGGAGCCUGCAGGAUGAGUCAAGGAAGCUGAAGAGGCACUGCAGCCUCUUGCUGUCUUGCGAGCUGGCUCCUGGACUCUCCCUGCGACGAAUUUGGGUUGUGUGCAGUGACAUCUAGCGGGAGCAGCAGCGUGGAGCCACUUGGAGUCUCAGCCAGAAAAUUGCUUUAUUGUCCUAUUUUUUUUUCCUCCUUCCUCUGCUUGUUAGAACAAUGGAGACACUAGUCAUUCCGUUUUCUGUCAGUAUGGGGUUUUUUUUAUGCUACAGUUGCUCAGAUCUGAAAAACGGAUCACCUCGCUUUGACAGUGGGUUUUCAGUGACACAAAGCAUGUUCCCCCGAGUCAGCUUUUUUAUCUGACAACAGUUGUCAGGCUUCUCCCCGCCUGGCUCAUGCCCUGCUGACUCCCUUCCUCAGCUACUCUCUCCCUUCCCUGCAGCAAUGAGUCUGUUCCUUCUAAAAGAAAAAAAAAAGGAAGAAUUAAUCCCUCAAAUGUGCACUGGGGCACUGCAGCCAGUCCCUGCUGCAUCCCUUUCAGUAAAAGUAGUAAAGCGUAUAAAACCAGAUGGUGGUUCGAGUCGCUUGCUUUGAGUGAGCCUUUCAUUUCUCUCUCCUGCCUCCUGAAGAUGCCCUCAGCUCGGAGGAGCUCUGGAUUAACCCCAGGGGAAAGGAAUUUGACACCUAGGAUUGUGGAAGUAAUUUUUAGGAAGUAAUUAGGAUGCAAUUUGUGAAUGUUGAUUUGUUGUGGUCAUGCCUAAGAGUCCCAAUCAUGAACCAAGAGCUCAUUGUGCCCAGUGCUGCAUAAAAACAAAACCAAGGGGCUCCAGGGGGCUUGGGAAUAAGUUGUUGAUUUUGGUUUAUGAAAACUUGCAGCCAUUUAGACUGCCGAGUGGUUCGUGUUGCCUAAAUGUGGUUUUCUUUGCAUUGGAGCAUCUCCCAUGUUAGUGCUCAGCUGAGACUGGGGUCCAUCUUGCUAGAUGCAGCACCCGUACGGUAACAUCCCUGCUCCGCAAGCCCAGGUUGUGCUGCAGAAACUCCCCCCAGCAGCAGACACAGUUGAGGGCUCUGUAGUGAAUCAUGAGAUAAGAACUAGACGCUUACAGGAACUGUAUUUCUCUUUGUCCUGAAGCGGUAGGUCAGUAGUAGUCCUUCCGUGGCCAAGGCCAGUAACGUUAGCAUGACGGGCAUUGAUACCUUGCCCUUGCAUGCCUGGGCAGUCGCAAGGUGUAAAUACAAGGAAGGCCUUGAUUACCUUUAAUCAGUGAUAUGGAGGGACAGCAGUUAUGAGGGUAAGGCAUUAGCCUUGAAACCAAGAGGGGUCUGAGCAGAGAUCCCUGGUUCCUUGGUAGACGUCCGGAGCAAGUCAUGCUCUGCAUCUGUGUGCCAAUCUGUAAGAUGGGUAAAAUGCCUACCUUACAAGGCUGAUGUGAGGCUUAUUUUGGCAAUAUCUGUAAAGUGCUUUGAACACCUUAGUGGGAAGGUGCUGUAUAAGUGCACACAGUUAUUUAUUUGCUUGUUUUUGGCUGGUCAUAACCUGUCUGAUUAUCUUUUUCCAUUGUCCUCAGCUUUCUUUACACAUCAGCCUCUGAAGAGCUAUGGAUAAUUUUAGCCCCAGCCUGUGAUCUGUUCUGUGUAUUUACUCUGAUAUGAAGUUUGCUUCCUUUGCUGCUCUUUGUGUUCUGCUUUGUUUGCUUGACUCUGGUUGUUCCUAGAACUUGCUUUCUUGGAAGGUUCAGAAUACGGGAUACACUUGUACCUCGCUAAAGACCAGAAGCUCCUUGGCUUGAUAAUGAACGUUGUCAACAGUUGACAGAAGGCAAAUAUGAUGCAAGCAAUUUGACUGCUAAAACAUGCUGUCCUGAAUCCCAAGUGUUGAAUCGCUGGCAAUCUGAGGAUGAGUCAAAUGAUGAAAAGUACAUGGGUCUAGAGUCAUUGGAGACCAUCAAUUUGCAGAUGACAAACAGAUGAAUUGCUAAAUUGCACUGAAUUAGAGGGGGAAAAAAGGCUUAGAAAAAAAUAGCCUCUACUUAGGCAGGGCAGAGGCUCAACAACUCCUGCAUACCUCUGCACAGAAAAUCUCUGUUUUGGGAAUUACCUUGGCUCUUGCUUCCAAGGCCAGCAAAGCUUAGUGCAUUUAGGAAAGAGGAAAAAGCGAUCACCUACUCACAUUGAUCAAAUGUUACAACAGCAUCUGCCUCGGAGAUGGCUGGCUAGAGAGGGAACAGUAUAACAGUAACCAGCAGCAGUGGCCUCCUUCCCCUCCAGCUCUUGCAUGUACCUGAAGGAACACAUGGAAACCCAUGCCUGGUUGCCAAGAAAAAGAAAUGCCACCACCAAAAUGCAUUUGAGAGGUGGACUAUUCUUAUCCUUUACAUCUACACUUAAGACACUGUGGUGAUCAGCCCUGUCAUUAGCCCUCUAGACUAGGGGUGUUGCCCUUUUUGAGCAGGUGAAGGGAAAUUUAUUCCACAGCACUUACAAGUGGAUGUAAAAUUCCAAAUGCUUCUUGUGUCUUUGUGUCUGUGUGGAAUCACCUGCUAUGCCCAUGGUUAACUAUGCACAGAGUCCACAGAGUGGAAACCAGACUUCUAUAGCAGUAGACAGGGAAACCUCUUUAGGAAUUUUUGGACUAAAGAGAAAAUAAAUCAACAGAUUUGUGUGCGCGCGCGUGUGUGUGAAAUGAAAAGGCAGGUUCUGUGCGUUUCAGUUUUUGCCACGGGGUUGACUCUAUCGGUAUGAUUAUAUAAUCAGAAAAUGCAAAUGAGCUACUACUACAAGUCUUGCAAAAUGACAGUGGACUGUGGCCACAUGUAGAGCACAGGCGUGCGUGUUCAGGUGGCUUGUGCACCUCUUGACGAGUGGAUCUUUUGAGCCCUUGUGAAAUUGUAGCGGCAGAACCUUUUGGUCUACAUAUUUUGAUGUAAGUAUAAUACUGUAUUGUAGCUGCGUGGUAUAUGCCAAUAUGUCAAUAGUGUAUACCUAUAGGUUAAGAUUUGCUAAUGUAAUACAUUUCAAUAAAAAGCUAUUUAAAAACACAA